CAAAAAACUCAAUUCUAAUUUGAACACAAUAGAUUUUAUGAAGUGCUGACUAAAAAUUAACCAUGGCCGAUGACGAAGAUAAACCAAAGAAGCACACUCUGGACAGCCUCUUCCUGGUGUACGCCAAUUUUCAGGUGAUACCAACGGAUAUUGAGAACGAGGUUUUUGACAGCAUUCUCCUCUCACAACUGGAUGCCUGGCUGGAGCAGGCCAAACUCAUGCCAAAUCCUAUUACACGAACCCAGACGGGUCUUAUCUAUAUGCGAUAUAAGAAAUGGCGCCUGGAAUAUGAAGACUUUUUAGAGGUUCUAAACAGCUUGGCCAUCGACAAUGACAUACCCAUAGAUGAAAUGAAACAGCUAAUGAUCGAUGCUGGAGUCCCAAGCGGAGCCGAUAUGGUCAUAGUCGUCAAAUAGAUGUA
Messenger RNA from Drosophila gunungcola (fruit fly), 421 nucleotides. RefSeq lists its product as uncharacterized. The record is from RefSeq and is a predicted model, not a curated record. The transcript has 3 exons. Bases 63 to 416 code for a protein of 117 amino acids. NCBI's taxonomy places the organism in Eukaryota, Metazoa, Arthropoda, Insecta, Diptera, Drosophilidae.